This is a messenger RNA of Aureobasidium melanogenum CBS 110374, 1179 nucleotides long. RefSeq names its product FMN-dependent dehydrogenase. The record is from RefSeq and is a predicted model, not a curated record. The transcript is spliced from 2 exons. Gene Ontology annotation, molecular function: oxidoreductase activity; FMN binding. The coding region runs from base 1 to 1179 and encodes 392 amino acids. Lineage: Eukaryota; Fungi; Ascomycota; Dothideomycetes; Dothideales; Saccotheciaceae.
AUGUCGUCGCCAGGUCAGGCCCAAGACCCCAUCACAGUCUCAGAGAUCAAGGCUAUAGCAAAAGAGCGUCUUGACUCAGCUGUUUGGGACUACUAUACUACUGCCGCUGAUCGGAAGAACUCUGCUCGUCGUAACUCGCUAGCCUUCGAAUCACUUGUUCUUCGACCCCGAGUCCUUCGCAACGUUAGUGCCAUUGACACCAGUGUUUCAGUGCUCGGCAGACGGUAUGACUUUCCCAUAGCUAUUGCACCAACUGCGUAUCAAAAGCUUGCUGGCGGUAAUGGAGAAAUCGAUGUCGCUCGAGCAGCUUCUGCAUUAGGCACGAACUUCAUUCUCUCUACAAAUGCCACCACUUCGCUAGAAGAUGUCGCUGCCGCCGUACCUCCUCGCGACCAAGAGUAUCCCAAGCCAUGGUUUCAACUUUAUCUGCUUGGCUCCCGAAAUGUGACGGCAGAACUCAUAGGUAGAGCGGAGCUCGCAGGAUACGAAGCUCUAGUGCUGACCGUCGACUCGCCUGUACUUGGAAAUCGUCUGCACGAACGCAAAACACCUCUUCGUCUUCCUCCUGGGCUCACGACAGCUAACGCAAAGUCCCGUCGCAUAGGUGGUAUCUCUAAAGCUGGAUUACUCCUUCGAGCAGAGACUGCUACCGAAGCAAAGCUGAUCGCGAAUGAGCAUCGCGACUUUCUUGUAGACUCUACCAUGACCUGGCAGAACGUUGUGCCCUGGUUGCGAGCACAGACAUCCUUAAAGAUCGUGCUAAAAGGGAUAAUGACUGCUGAGGAUGCACAACUUGCGCUAGAUUGGGGUGUAGACGCGAUAAUCGUGUCAAACCACGGCGGACGUCAACUGGAUGGCGUCUCCUCGACCAUAGAAGCCCUGCCAGAGGUUGCAGCUACCAUCAAAGGAAGAAUACCGGUGAUAGUUGAUGGAGGGAUUGAACAUGGGACGGACGUCUUCAAAGCAAUAGCCCUCGGUGCUGAUCUCUGUUUGAUAGGAAGAAGCGCUCUGUGGGGUUUAGCUUGGGAUGGGCAGAAGGGCGUCGAAAAGGUCUUGAACAUCCUUGAGAGAGAGUUAUCACGCACAAUGGCUCUAAUGGGAGUCUCAAGGAUGGCAGAGGUCAGUAGAGACCUGCUUGGUUACAGGAGGGCAGAUGGUUUUGGUAUAGCGAAGCUCUGA